Molecule: messenger RNA, 2182 nt
Organism: Coregonus clupeaformis (lake whitefish)
Lineage: Eukaryota; Metazoa; Chordata; Actinopteri; Salmoniformes; Salmonidae
Product: heparan-sulfate 6-O-sulfotransferase 3-B-like
Exons: 2
Coding region: 837-2087 (416 amino acids)
Cellular component (GO): membrane
Molecular function (GO): heparan sulfate 6-sulfotransferase activity
Source: RefSeq, a predicted model, not a curated record
UUCCGUUCUCAAUUUCUCACAGCUUAUUUUAUGAACAUCGACUUUCGGUUGUCUAUCACUUGUGUGUGCUGACUGAUCCGCAAGAGCUGAAUGUUCUACGAGACAAGAUUAUGAGGCUUUUUUAUCCUGUGCUAGCCUAUAGCCAAGGUAGCCUACAAUAUGUGUCCACAGAAAUCGACAGAUAGUAUAUGACACCGGGUCUUGAAUGCAGCAUCUUCAAGUAGUAACCUACAAUAUUUGAACCAAACUAAUCCGCGCGAUGUAUGAGGAAGCUUCAGGACCCAUCCCACCGUAGUCGGAGCUGCAGUCACUUGCCUCUUUUUGCGCACGCCUUGGACAUAAGGAUGAAAUCUGACGUUUCUCCAGUAACCUACAGCCUACAUGCACGUUUGUGGUGCUGAAUUUAAACAGACUGGACUGUUUCGCGAGAUGUAGGCUAAAGUUGUCAUUUUGCGGGAUCAGAAUGAAACAUUUUGAAUGGCUCGUUUCCACUUGAAAUCCAGGUACGAGAGACGUCAGGUAUUCAGCACGGUCUGUGAAGUUCGGCCAACCAACAGGGAGAAGUAACCGAAAUAUGCCAUGUUGUUUUGCAAGCCUGCCUUGUUUUAAAUUGUCUGCGCUGAGGAAUAUGAAUGCCCUAUCGUUGAAACAUAAAGGUAGGCUACCUGCUUAGACCAGAAUACGCCUUUUGAUAGCCACAUUCUUUUUCUAAAUAUUGUCCAUCAACAUGUGGCACUUUGAAGAUCCGUAGGCAUUAUUAUGAUGAAUCUAGGAGCAACUACUGAAAGGAUAAUGUGUAAUAAUUCACACUAAUAUGAAAACACCUUCUUGUUAUAAUGGAUGAGAAAUCCAAAAAGCUGAUCUUAGUUCCUAUUUUAGCUGUUAUUUUUGUAAUGAUAGGCUAUCAAUAUAUCUGUCCAGCUGGCAGCAACUCUUGCCACUUUAAUACCGGGGGAAAAAUGAGAGGAGUCAGUCUACUUUCUACCCAAUAUCGGACAACCGAAGACUUUUACACAGAACUGGAGGAUGACAGUCCACCGAAAUUGCCGUCAAAAUUCAACUUUACUGAACGAGACCUUCAGCGGCACGUGGAUUUCAACAUCAAAGGAGACGAUGUGAUAGUGUUUUUACACAUUCAAAAGACUGGGGGAACCACGUUUGGAAGGCACUUAGUUAGGAAUAUUCGUUUGGAGCAGCCAUGCGACUGUAUAUCAGGGCAGAAGAAAUGUACAUGCCACCGACCAGGCAAAGAUGAAUCCUGGCUGUUCUCUCGGUUCUCUACAGGCUGGAGCUGUGGUUUACAUGCCGACUGGACAGAGCUCACCAACUGUGUACCUGUCAUCAUGGACAAGAAGAAAGCUCAAAAGAACAAAAGGAACUACUGCUACAUAACCAUGCUCAGGGACCCCGUCUCCCGCUACCUGAGCGAGUGGAAGCACGUGCAGCGCGGCGCCACCUGGAAGACAUCCCUGCACAUGUGUGACGGGCGCUCGCCCACACACGACGAACUGCCCACCUGCUACAGCGGGGACGACUGGUCGGGCGUCACCCUGACCGAGUUCAUGGACUGCCCGUCUAACCUGGCCAACAACCGGCAGGUGCGCAUGCUGGCCGACCUGAGCCUGGUGGGCUGCUACAACCUGUCCUCCAUGAACGAGAGCGAGCGCAACCACAUCCUGCUGGGCAGCGCCAUGAACAACCUGAAGAACAUGGCCUUCUACGGCCUGACAGAGUUCCAGCGCAAGACGCAAUACCUGUUUGAGCGGACGUUUAGCCUGCGCUUCAUCGCCGCCUUCACGCAGAUCAACAGCACACGCGCCGCCAACGUGGACCUGAGCGAGGCCGUGCGCCGCCGCAUCGAGGAGCUAAAUUACCUGGACGUGCAGCUGUACGAGUACGCCAAGGAUCUGUUCCUCCAGCGCUUCCAAUACACCCGCCAGCGCCAGCACCAGGAGGAGCGCUUGAAGAGGCGCGAGGAGCGCCGUUGGCUGAGGGAGCAGAGGGAGACGAGCAGGGGCGGGGGCAGGGGCAGAGACCAGCUGGCCACCACCACCGAAGACUACACCAGCCAGGUGGCCCGCUGGUGAGGUCACACUGCUGACCAUACAUCCAGAGAUAGGUCACAGAACAGCCAGUCUCACAUGGUCCUCUCCCUCUCUCUCUCCUCUCUCUAUCUCUCUCU